GUUUAAACCAGUCUCGUCCACGCUGUGUGUGUGACUCACUGUACUAUACUGCGUAGUUGACGUCGCUGCAAUGGAACAGAGCACAUCCACCUACCAAGAGGUCUACGAAGCCGAGCGCUUACUACGGAAGCGCACUCGUAAGGGAGCUGUUGAAUACUUGGUGAAAUGGAAAGGCUGGUCGAAUAAGUAUAAUUCGUGGGAACCGGAAGAAAAUAUCCUUGAUCCACAGUUAAUGGAGGAGCUCGAUAGAAGUUGCAGACGCCGCGAAGCACGUGAGGCCAACAUUCGAAAGCGUAGGAGACUGCUUUUCAAGGAAUGGAAGCUCCGGAAACGGCCAAUUGAAAUCAACACGAGUCGACGCAGACGGACUACGCCUACACCGGAAGAAAACAACGGCACAGAAAUUGCAGAGUUUACAAUGAAUUGUAAAAAACAUAAAGGACAGUAUGAGGAGGCUAGUGAACAGUCGUCGACGGAAAAAAAUCAAUGUCAGCAAGAGGCAGCAGACGAGAUGAAUGUUUGUCAACCGUCGAAGCCAAGCCCCGUGCAAAUAUCCGUGCAACACGAGGAAAUGAACAGCGAAAUGACGGAAAAUCAAAGCGAUAGAGUAGAUUAUACGGAUAACCAGGUAGCAAAGGAGCAAAAGGCACGGAUACCAUCAUUGUGGUGCCCAUACAAAAUGAGCGACGAAAAUUGCAACGAAGUUGCUACAAUGAAAAAUGUGGCCAGCUGUAACAAUUAUGGCGAGUUCUACACAACGACCAUGACAUCUGUAAACACCCAAAGCGAAGUGCAAAGGGGCAAUGACCACGCGAGGACGGUUUUGUCACGUGACCCAGGAAUGAACGGGGAGAUGAAAGUACCUAAACACGUUGAUUGGCAGUACAUAACAAGGUUGGAUAUUGACGAGUACGUGUGUCACCAACCAGACAGUCCCGGGUCGUGCAUGAAUUCGCCUAUUGAAGGCGCGUCACACGGAGGAAAUCUGGUAUGUACGUUGCCUAGCGACACCGCAAGCAGCUCUGCGACACCCCUCGUGGACGUGUUCGUGGCCAAUGUGACGUCACAUGACGUAACAGUGACUAUCAAGGAAAGCCGGAUGCAAGAUGGAUUCUUCAAAAUCUGUAUGACGUAAUUACUGCUAAAUGAGAUCUCAGAUUGUAAUAAUUCUGUCUCCAUGGCAACUACCGUCGGAUAAAACGUGGAAUUGAUCGAGCGAAAGUCAUUAUUGGAUGACGAAUGCCUUGCCAUUAGGUGAAGUCAAUGGCUUGUCAGAGCAUAUAAAUGUAACAGCGGGGCUUCGGUUGAGAAAGAACAAUAUUGUCCUUCCUUAAUUGAAGGGCUUAGCGCUAACGAUGGAAUUCAUUGAAAGAGUGUUUACAAUAUAAAAUAUAUAGUGUAUAUAAAUAAUAUAGACACUGGGUGAAUCACCAACAAUUAUAUAUACGUUUAUACAUUAACAUAAUUUAUAUUUUUUAUGUGGGUGGAGCAGGUCGGAGUGUGAGAAGUAUAUAGAAUGCGUUGUAACACAUCGUAGAAUCGAGUAUGUUUCAUGAAAAACGAUUUGGCGACGACUACAUUGCGUUUUUGAAGAAAGUGUGUUUCUUUGUUAGUAGAUACGUUAAGCACUUGUCAUGCUUGUAGUAUAAAUAACCAAUUGAAGAGAUAUGUCGAUUUGUGGAAGUUAUAUAAUGGACGGCCCAAUAAUACUGACUGACCGACACUCAUGUGAUAUUAUUACCAGUAAGUUAAGUAGUCCUAAAAAUAGCCUCGAACAAUUCGUGAAAGUUACCCACGUCGCUGACGAUGACGUGUUUAAUGAAUCAGAGUAAAAAAUCGUUUGACUUGCAUUAUAAAUGUUAAUAAAUGCACAAUAACAUUGAAUAGUUCGAGCGUACAUUUUUAUAACUUCAUGAGUAAUGGCAACAGUUUGACAGGAAUGACUGACUUGUGUGUACCACUAUGACCUGCUCGGCGAAAUACACUUGUAUGUCGUAUUUACACUGUGACUUGCGCUAUACUUUCGGUAAGGUAUUUCUGUGUGUGUCACAGACUUGUAUUGUAAAAAAAAUGAAAAAAGCGUAACUUAAAUUAUCCUGGUUUCAAACUACUUUACGUAGCUAUCGGCACAAUACAUCGUAAAUUUACCUAAUAUAACGUAACGUAACUUGUACAAUUCUGAACCGUAUAAUUGCAUCUACAAUUCACACGUAAAAGACGUGACAAAUUGUUACGCUGUCAUCUAGUUACUAACGUAACCCAGUGACAUGCACUAAACAGUCGAAUAAAGCUGCUAGGACAACAAAAAUUGAAAAUGAAAGUAGGUAUAACCAAACUGAAAAAGGGCCGUUGUUAGAAAAAAAUCUGGUUAUAUUGAUUAGUUGAUUACCAACGACUACGUUAACCUACUACCAAUUUCUAAGUAUUGUGUUGUUGUGUAUUGUAUACUAGUUUGAUACUACCUGUCACUACUUAAUACGCUGGGGGGUCGAUUGAAGUAAUUUGAGGGAUAACAUUCUCUAUAACUACAAUUUAAUCUUAAACAUGUCACAAAUUAAAUGUAAAAGA
Saccoglossus kowalevskii is the source of this 2568-nucleotide messenger RNA. RefSeq lists its product as uncharacterized. Gene Ontology annotation, biological process: negative regulation of transcription by RNA polymerase II. NCBI's taxonomy places the organism in Eukaryota, Metazoa, Hemichordata, Enteropneusta, Harrimaniidae. The record is from RefSeq and is a predicted model, not a curated record. Gene Ontology annotation, cellular component: chromatin; PRC1 complex. Gene Ontology annotation, molecular function: chromatin binding.